Molecule: messenger RNA, 1776 nt
Organism: Arctia plantaginis
Lineage: Eukaryota; Metazoa; Arthropoda; Insecta; Lepidoptera; Erebidae
Source: the annotation of a GenBank genome assembly
AUGCUGGACUGCAAAAUAAUAAAAGGACCUUGCACCGUGCCCCCAGUACCGCCUCCCCCUCCGUGCCCCCCGCCGCCGCCGAAGCCACUCCCCUGGGCUUUAAUAUUAGGUAUAUUGACAUUCUUCGGGACUUUCGGUGUGAUGUAUAGAUUAUAUUUAUGGAGAGAAGAGAGUCUCAAAACAGCUGACAGUAAGAAUAUAUGGCGUCCACGGCGUAAAAACAAGCGUCCGUACCAUGACAAGGAUCUCCCAGCUUGUGUGCAGUAUCUCAUCGUGGGGACCGGUGCCGCCGGCUGGGCUGCCUACAGGGCCAUUAUGGAACAUGAUAAAACUGCCAAGGUGUUCUUCAUAACAAAAGAAGAUAUUAUUCCGUAUAGACGUCCACCGAUGUCAGCAGAGAUGUGGUGGAACCCGGAGCCACCUGACAUAAAUAAACUAACAUACGUUGACUAUGGUAGGAGGAGGAAAACUAUGUACUUAGCAGAGUGCAAAUCUUUCAUGGACCCUGUGAAAUUUUAUCGCAAGAAGAAAGGUCCGGCUGUUUCAAUAGCGAGCGGGUGGUGCGUGUUGCGUGUCGACGCUGACGAUCAUGUUGCAUGGGUUAAAACAAUGUGCGGCGAACAGCCUAUCUACUACGAGAGGUGUCUUUUGGCUCUUGGUUCUAAAGCCAGAAACUUGGACAUGUUCAAGACGGCUCCGAAGCCGGUUCGGGACCGCGUCACCAGGAUCCGUACCAUCAGGGAUUUGGAGAUUGCGUACAGGAAGGUGAGAGAAGCGAGACACAUCGUAGUAAUUGGUGGCGGCCCACUGGGCACCGAGUUAGCGUACCAUAUCGGGCGAAUGAACAAAGUACACUUCUCUAAGACUGACCUAGAGCAGCCGCCCCUCGACGUGGUACAUAUUUACAAGGACGGAGGCAUUCUGGCAGGCGUGUUGCCUGAAUACCUGGGCGAGUGGGCUGCUGAGAAGGUGCGCUGCCAAGGUGUUACUCUCAUGCCCAAGACGCAAGUAUACGAUGCGUACGAAUCACCCGAUGGACGCCUCCAGCUCACCCUCUCUAAUGGAAAAACUAUAGUGACAGAUUAUGCUUUGUUGGCGGUGGGGGCGGAACCUCGAACUGAAAUAGCGCAUCCCUCGUUCCUGGAGAAGGAUCGUGAAAACGGCGGGUUUUUGGUCAAUACCGAGCUAAAAGCGAGAACACAUCUUUACGUCGCUGGUGAUGCGGCGAGCUACUACUCGCAAUGGAAGGACCAGCGCAUGCGAAUGGAACAUUACGCCAAUGCGGAGGAGCAGGGCUACAUCGCAGGGGCCAACAUGACCGGUUACUGGACCCCGUGCAAUAUCGAACCGCAUUAUAAAGUGAUGCUGGGUGACGACCUGGAAAUGGAGGUCGUAGGCGAAGUAGGCGCUUGUAUGCCUACCGUUGGACUUUUCAAAGAGUGUAAGGUGGACACGUCAUACUUCCCCGACAACGCGAAGGGUGAUGACAAAAGACCCUGUUACAAAACGGGCGGCGAGUAUGAAGCCAAGUACAGAAACGGACUGUUAUUCUAUCUUCGGGAUGAAAUCGUCACUGGCUUUGUGUUUUGGAACAUGACGCCUCCGAUUGAAGACAGAGUAGAGGUUGCUACAGAGUUGCUCCGAGCCCAGCCUACCUACAAGGACAUAGAUUUGCUCGCCGAUUUGCUGGGCUUCCCUCAAGCUAUAUGUGUCUUCAAAGCUGAAAAGGAUUCUUAUGUAGAAACUGCUUGCAUCAAAAACCGAAAGGAGUUUUAA